AGUGCAAAGAAGGCUUUUGGAUUACCUUGUCUAGUCUUGAUUCCUGCCAAGAGGCAGAAUGGUUGGUUUCAGGAGGCCUACACUACGAGGAAACGUCCUCAAGCAUUAAAAAAAAAAAAAAAAAGGCCCAGUUGUGGUCACGUGCUACACAUUUACGUCAUUGGAUUCUCCUCUCCUCCUAUUCUUCGGACCUAGCUGCGCAUGCGUGAGCAGCAACUCCUCCUGAGCAACCUGAGCAGGAAAACACACAGUGGGAGGACGAGCCCAGCGCUGGCAGCUUACAUCUUGGGCACAGCCGGUCCCCCUUGGCACUGGGUGGGACUCUCCACAGCGCCCCCCGGAGGUGAACCAGCUGAGUGGAAGACUCCCUCCCCCUCCCACACACCUCCCCCUUCCUUCUCCUCCUCGCUGAUCACUUGUUGUCGCUCACACCGGAGGCCAGCAGUAUGGAGGGGCUGGUGGAGGGCAACCUCAUCGACUUCGACCUCCCCUCCAGCGGCCAGAGCCCGGCGCCCAUCUCCUCCUUCGGCACCGGCGGUAGCACCACCCUGCUCCUCCAGCCGGACGUGUUCGCCACGCAGGGCCUCCUGCCCUCGCCCAUCCUGCCCUCUCCGCUCGCGCCCUCCGUGGCCCCCGCCGGCGACCUCACCGGGGAGGCCGGCGACGCUGACGCUGACGCUAACGCUAACGCUAACGGCGAUGGCGACAGCGACGCCACCGAGUCCGCCGACAGCGAGAACGACGCCACCGAGUCGCCCUCGCGCCUGUCGCAGGCGUCGCGCCGCUCCUCGUGCUCGUCCACCCACAGCGGGGAGGACGAGGAGCACACGGAGAAGAGACAGUUCGUCAAGGCCUACGUGGAGAAGGUGUUCAACGGCAGGGAGGACUUUGACCAUGAGGAGAAGGCGCGCUUCGGGGAGCUGUGCAGUGGAGAGACGGGCAACAAAGGCAGGGAGUGGUUUGCCCGAUAUGUCAGUGCACAGAGGUGCAACUCCAAGUGUGUGAGCGAGCAGACCUUCUACAGACUGGUGCAAUCCUUUGCUGUGGUGCUGUAUGAGUGCCACCAGAUGGACGAUUACGGUCCUGCGAAGAACCUGAUGACCAUGUGCUUCACGUACUACCACAUGGGUAAGUCGCAGCUGUCGCCCACAGAGCUUCUGGAGCGUCCGAGCGCAGGGAUCGACUCGUACCUGCGGAGUGCCAACACCUGGCUCUCAGGCAAGAAGGACAUGGCCGAGAAACUGCUGAAGACGACCUCAGCCAGUCAGCCCUCAGUCAAGGGCUUCUUUGGGGGCCUGGAGAGCAAGCUGAGAGGACCAUCUGCCCGCAAGAAUGAAGAACCUGUGAGUCCAGGUGAGGGGAAGCCCAAAACUCCAGAGCCACCUGAGGAGAAAAAGCCAGAGAAGGUGUACCUGUACACCCACCUCAAACAGCAGCCCAUAUGGCAUACGCUACGGUUCUGGAACGCAGCGUUCUUUGACGCCGUCCAUUGCGAGAGGAGGAAGAUGUCCCCCACCACCAGGCUCACAGCUGAGGAAGAGAAAGACGAGAGGGAGAAAUGGUGUCACAUGACCCAGGAGGAGAGAGACGACACAUCAAGGUUCAAUGAGAAUAUCACCUUUGGACAACUAGGAACCUUCACCCACAACAUGUUGGCCUUUGGCUUGAGCAAGAAGCUCUGCAAUGACUUCCUGAAGAAGCAGGCCGUCAUAGGCAACCUGAACGAAGAGCAAUACAAGCUACUGAGCGACCACAUAGAACAGAUGGCACAGGAGUGAGACAGAGAGAGAGAGAGAACGAGAACGAGAACAGCGCUCUUCAACCAAGGCUUGGACUCCAACACGAAUGCAUACUACCCUGUUAAUGUAUAUCAGCACACACACACACACACUCACACGCACAUGCAUAUAAAUGCACACAGACAUGCGUACGUCAAUAUACACAUGCAUACACAUACGCAUACACACACAUAUAAUACACACAGAUAUACACAUACAUUAAUACACACAUGCAUACACAUAUACAAACACACACUUGUACACACCCUGUACAUAAACAUGCAACAUUCUCAAAACACCUAUAGCUCUGCUCUCCACUCUGACAGUCAACUUAUACACUACACCAGCUCCUAGUCUACGUAAAUGAAGUCUCCCUUCCACUGCUCAACCCCACUGCUGGCCAUGUUGGCCUCUCUGAAGAAUACUGCCCCCCUGAAGUUUGUUCUUAUUUUUUGGUCGUCACGUCAAAUAUGAAGUGUGUAUUGCGAUUUGAGAGUGACGAUUGCUGACGUAUUUGUUCUGAACUCGCAACAUAUCUUCAGAGUUUGCAUUCUCUGGUAAUCUAGUCUUCCUUAUUUGUGUUACACCCUCUUGCAUUAAGUCCAUUAUUGUGACUUUUUUUCCACAGAAGUGCAGUCAUUUAUUGUUUGUGGCCUUAUUUAGGAUCCGAAGAGAAUUCUCCAUUUUGUAAAAGUGCCUUUGAAUAUGUUCAAUCAGAUUUUCCUUAGAUUUCCUCAGAUUAUCAUACUCUUAUUGUAGAUUGUAUUGUUGCAUGUGAAAAGAAAAAUAUCAACAAUUAAUUCACAGCUCUCACAAUCUUGAUGAGAAUAGUGAUCGGAUUUGAUCAGUUUGAAGUCUAUAUGUUAUGUAUCGUAGCUCGUCCACUUUACUUCAAGACUGCUGCGUUUUGACUUUUUUGUCACCAAAGCAUGCUUUAGUCUAUAGGGCAUGAAGAAGUGCUGAAGUUAUCCGUCCAAGUGUCUUUUGCUCUGCGCAUGUUGGUAACAUGUAGUGGUCACAGUUUGACCACUAGAGGGCAGUCAUGGCACUUAAUUUCUUGACCAGAGAAAGUGCAAAGCUGAUGACUGUAUUUUGAACGUUUCAAUAUUUCAGUCCUCUCCCUAAGUGGUCUCGGGGCUUAGUGGUGUAUCAAACAGAGAGGUCCUAUUUUACAAUCUGUAAAUGAAUGGAAGAAAACACUUUGAUAUGUUACAAAUUCUAUUAACGCUGACAAGCUUCUUUUUAUUUUUUUGCUAUGCUAUGCUAAAGCUUAAUGAAAAAAAGCAUCAAAUGAUCAACAGUGUAUCCAGUGCUGCUUGUACAAUGUGUUCCAUGUGUUGCAAGGAUAUCUCUGAGUAGGUGUCAUCUAAUGGUGUGCAGCUGUGUUGCUCAGUGAUUGCAUGUGUGUAGUGUGAGAUUGUGCCCUGUGCUCCCAACCUGCUGGAUACUAUUAUAUGUGUUUUUGUAUUGUGCAAUGUAGAUUGAACUAAAGUAUUAGAAGGCUUUGCUCCCCACUCUUGCCUUUGGUUCCUUCAUGUGUCGUGAUCAAAGCCAACUAAUACUAAAAUCACCGCCGGCCUGCUGGUGUGAGCAUCUACUGUACUUGUGUGAACCACUAGUGUGAACUACUGAAGUCUUUUCAGAGCUCGAAUGCUUGAGCGACAUCUCUGACAUACUGUAGUGGUAUCUUUUGUGUCUCUGUGUCUCUGUGUCUCUGUGUGGCAGUGCAACAGCUAGACGCACCGUCGUACUUUUCCGUUCAUUUAGGACUCAUUAGAGAGGACAUGACCCCUAGCUGUGUCUGUGGGCAGACGAUCUUUCCCACUUACUCACUGCAGUUCCGCUGAACCAGAGGAGCAGCUGGACUCUCUGAUCUGAGUAGAAGAGUCAUGCCGUGUGUCGUCAUGGUAAUGCAUGCACAGCAAAAACAAUAGCCGCCAUUGCGGACAAUUCUUACCUCUGUGAGUGACUUGCGUUCCUGUGUCCGUACUGUAGAUUGUGUGACUUCACAGCCUCCGGUCCCUUUUUGUGGUCACGAAACAUUAUACAAGAUGUGAUUUACAAAACAAUGGGAUGUGGUUGGAGGAAGUUAGAUUUAGACCUACACUCUCUCUCUGUCACACACACACAUGUACACACACACACACACGUACACGUACACACACACACACACACACACACACACACACACACACAUACACACACACACACACACACACACACACACACACACACACACACACUACGCUCUCACAUGGUCAGAUCUUUCAUAACCCGUGCGGGUGGCGUGGGCUCCAGAGCAGCAUAAACAGCCUUUCAGAUUAAAUCACAUCCUCCCCUCCACUGCUCAGACACCCACAGCAUGGGGAUGGGCACAGGCUGGGCCUGUCCGGUCGCUUUGGCCAGUCCAGCCACCAGAGGAUCAGCGUUUUAGGGUGUGAGAGGAUUCCAUAUUUAGAUGUGGAGGAGGAGGAGGAAGUGAAUUCUUGUAGAGAUGGUCAUCAGUGUACCAACCCCGUAAACUGGACUGAUGAUGCUUUUAGGUGACUCAACAGAUGAUGAUUCAGGGUCCAGUUCGGUUCAGGUCAUGGGGGUUUUCAUUUUGUUAGCAGUGGUCAAUUGUUAGUUGUUGAACCAGCCGUCGUCCCAGCACAACUUGCGUCUUUAUCAGGGUUCAAAGGCACUGCAGUGUACCUGGACAUCGGUGACACAACCAGGGGUAGGACAGGUGUGCUAGCAGCAUACUGUACGACCACACAGUGACAUAGAGCCGUCCAGUGUUUUUGAAGACGAGUUGGCCUUUUCGGUUUCUGUGAGAUGUUUGUGUUUCUGUUCAAUGUCCUUGUUUGUGGUGAUGACUGCAAUACUGCGAGGUCUGCAUGGAUAUGUCCAAAUCUAUGUGUUGAAAAAAUGUAAUUAAUAAAUAUUUAUUUUUCAUGUGA
Molecule: messenger RNA, 4720 nt
Organism: Sardina pilchardus (European sardine)
Lineage: Eukaryota; Metazoa; Chordata; Actinopteri; Clupeiformes; Clupeidae
Product: KIAA0513 ortholog
Exons: 13
Coding region: 447-1778 (443 amino acids)
Source: RefSeq, a predicted model, not a curated record